Messenger RNA from Cyprinodon variegatus (sheepshead minnow), 708 nucleotides. Its product is annotated as echinoderm microtubule-associated protein-like 4. NCBI's taxonomy places the organism in Eukaryota, Metazoa, Chordata, Actinopteri, Cyprinodontiformes, Cyprinodontidae. The record is from RefSeq and is a predicted model, not a curated record. The coding region runs from base 348 to 677 and encodes 109 amino acids. The transcript is spliced from 3 exons.
CUCGGCUCCUCUCGGCUCUCCUCGGCUCCUCUCGGAUCUCCUCGGCUCCUCCUCUCGGCUCCCCCUGACUCCUCCUCUCGGCUCCUCUCCAGCCUCAGCAGGCAGACGGAAACGCUCCGCAGCGUCGCGGCUCGGUUCUCCUCUCUGUCCGCUCUCCAGGCCUCCGGACCGGCUCGCUCUCAGCCCGCAGUCCGGCGGCGGACCUUCGUCCUCCGGGACAGACAGCUGCGGCUCAGCCUGACCCUUUCCGGAUCUCCUCCUCUGCCCCUCCGCGGUGGAAAACCCCGGACGGAGGCCCGAGGUGUGCGCUCCUCCUCCCGCAGGCCCUCGGCCCGGACCCCCGCGAAAUGGACGGACUCACCGGCAGUUUGGAUGACAGCAUGUCGGCGACGAGCGUCUCGGACGUCAACGACCGCCUGUCGGCGCUGGAGCUGCGCGUCCAGCAGCAGGAAGACGAGCUGACGGUGAUGAAGGCGGCGCUGGCCGACGUGCUCCGUCGCCUCUCUGCAUCCGAGGACUCUGCAGCGAGCAAGAAGCAGCACGCAGCGAAAGGUGGCGCCGCCAUGCGUGAAGCCUACUCCAUGUCCUGCAUCUCUAACGGAGGAACGCCUGGACGGAAGAGAGACUCCGCCUCUGUCACCAGGAAGGAGACGAUGUCGUCCGCCGCCAAGAGGUAAGAACCCCUCUGGCUCCGCCUCCGCAGGUGGC